AUGGAUCUGGAGCUUGCUCAGCGAGCGAUAAUCCGAGGCAUCAGAUACAACGACGGCUUUGCAAGAGAGCUUCACGGCACGGACUCGCGCUUUACCCGCGCUCUGAAUGCUCAAGCCAUCAUGAACAAUCGCAUACCGGACAUGCUUGACCAUGACGAGUUUCCUUACUGCAUCUGGCAUCCAAGCGCGCCCAGCCAAGACACUUGCCGAGCGCUCUUACAACGAUACCCGCAAAUGAUUUACCAGAUUGGCCGUGUCUGCGCGGUAGCUGGCUAUACUGACCUCUACCACUCACUUGCCCUUCUCCCAGAAGCUCAUAUCGCUGAAGAAGCACGCGAUAACAAUAAUCCGGACAUCUAUAACGCAAUCACUUCCCAGCCGGUAAAGUACACUGUCUUCAACGACUACACGCGAACCUACACACCAUGCUCUCCACGCCCUUCUCUUAUCAAUGGAGACACGUGUGUACGCUCCAUGCUUGAGGUCAAGCAGCGAUACACCACGCCCUGGUCCGUUAAAUCCAACACGUCAUCUUGGUACCGACGUGAUGGCUUCAGAGAGCGCUAUCUCGAUAUCACAGAAGACAUGUCCAUCGACACUUACAGCGUCAGCGCCUCAAAGACCAAUCAGUCCGUUGUGGUCCCCCUGCUGUACAAUCCGCUCCCUGCCGAUCUACCCACAGUGCAAAAAGACCUCCUAAUCCUCAUGGCCGCUGUACAAGGCAACAUCGAUCGGUACGCGCGCCUGCGUCGACCAGUCCUUAUACAGCAAGAAGGCCCCUGCCUUGUCCGCGGCAUCUACCACCACCCUCUUUUCGCAAAGUGGGUGGCGCAGCAGCUCGACGCUGGUGACUCGCGCUUCGACACGCUGCGGGUGAAGAAAGCGCUUCAUGCACGAUUCGUCAUGAGCAACAAUCUCGAGCGCAUUACUGUAGAUACGAAAGGAUAUGAGCUGCCGUACUUGAUAUGGUAUCCGCAGUUCGCGGUGCCGGAGACGUACGUCGAACUCGCGAGGAGGCGGCCGGAUAUGCGUGUACAAGCUGCGCGUGCUUGCGUUGUGGCAGACUACUCGGAUGCGUAUUGCGAGAUUGGGGCGCCAUGGGAUAGGGCGCUUGCAAGGGAGGCAGAUGGGAGUCCCAACCCUUUCUAUGCGGAGGAUAUGAGGAAGAAAGCUGAGGCUGCGGGUGUAACCUACGAAGGCUACGACCACAGGGGAGACGAAGAAGGGUUUGUCGAGCCCUGGAAAUUCUUCACCGUCAAGAAGAAUAAUACGUGGCAACAUCUGCAUACAAGCUCCCAUGUGCUGGGUACGAUCGAUUGUAGUUCAAUCGAGAACGAUGUAGGUUAUUAUGGUCUAUAUGACGGAGAGCAGGUUGAAGUGCGCGAUAUCGAAGCUACAGUUUUCGCAAGCGAGGAGGCUAGAAUGAAGGAGAGGGAGGUGUUGGAGGAACUAGAGAGACAAUAUCCGGUGCACAUGGGGGACCCGUGGGUGAGUUGA
Alternaria postmessia is the source of this 1497-nucleotide messenger RNA. RefSeq lists its product as uncharacterized. Lineage: Eukaryota; Fungi; Ascomycota; Dothideomycetes; Pleosporales; Pleosporaceae. The transcript has a single exon. Bases 1 to 1497 code for a protein of 498 amino acids. The record is from RefSeq and is a predicted model, not a curated record.